UUAUCUACCACGAGCCAAUUCUUGCAUUGAGGAGCUGACAAAAGCGAAUUGUGUUCAACUAUUAAUGCAUAGCUCUAGAGUCUCUCACAGUUGUUAGCAGUAGUUUCCAGUGUAUUUACCAUUUCCCUGCAGUUUAAUAUUGUGGGUAGUGCUCAGAAACCCCUUCAGUACUGAAGUCUGCUGGAUGUCGCUCUUUGAAAUUUCCUGUAAUGCAAUACUAUGGGGUAAAAAUAUGUUGUUGGUUCAGUGCAAGGGAAACAGUACAAGCUGCAGUGUGUAGAGUGGUGCCACAUUCUUGCCCUGCUUGGUGAGGAUGAGAUAUAAUAUGUGAAACCGCCAUGCAAGAAGAUUGUUGAUUUUGGGUCGGAUUCAGUCAUUCAUGCAAGUCAAGGAGGUUUAAUUGAAGCAAGCUUGGCUGGAAUUCAAACUGUGCAGCAGCUGAGCUCCUUGUAAAGGUUGCUGAAUUUCCAGCGUUGUGGAAGGGACUGUGCCUUCAUUUCACACACUUUGCAGACAUUCAUGGAUAAUCAGGCUUCCUGGAGCUAUUCCUACGACCAUGGAUUUUGUUCCUUUAUAUUUCUAACUUCCUGGGCUUACUAGUCGCGGUUCAAUAAUGACUGGAAUGCUGUUUGUCACUUCAGCUAUUUCUGCCUAUCUACAGCUACUGAUGGUGACUGUAUCCCAAACUGCAGCGCUUGCUAUGUUCGCCUUCAGCUUGCCCUGCAAAAUGUGAAGUUUUAACCAGCUCGGCUCCAUUCCAAACUAGGACCACGUUUGUUUUAUAUUCAAAAAGAGAAAUGGCUCGUCGUUUACGAUUGCAUUUUGCAACCAGGAGGAGCAACACUGACCCACUGUCCGAGACUUCGGGAGAGGGCUUGGAGAGUAACAUUUGUAUGACAGUUGAGACUGUACCAAUACAUUCAAGAAAGAAUGUUAAUCAAUUGAUUACGCUUGAGCCUGCAGUGCUGCCUACCGUAUCAAAGACUGAACGUAUCCUGCAACGUAGUUCUUCAUUGUUCAUACCACAGGUUAGUAAUAACGAUCACCUCCGCAAAAAGAGCUCAACGUUGCAAAUAUCAUUACAAUCCAAACAGUCCAGUAGACAUUGUGACUCUAGUAACAACAACAGCUGUGAGCGUGCUUUACGCAGUAGCAACAUAUCUUUUGACCAAGAGCUUUUAGAGCGUACCGUGGUGCCUAUCAAAACGUCAGUGAAGUCGAGGAAAGCAAAGAUGCCACUGAGGCGCUGUUCAUCACUGGUGAUAUUUCCUCAGAGUCCUUGCAACACUCCACCAGCUACUCCAACCAGCCCAGAUCCUUUUAUAGGACGCAGCAGCAACCCCACACUGAGUAGAUUCCUCCCUUGCUCCCAAGACCCAAUUCAAGGUGAAGAUCAGGUUGUGUCUAAAUCCAAAGAAACAAGUACUUGUUUUGUUGCGACAGCAGUUAAUGGGCUACGAUUAUCCAAUCCAACUUGUUCUUCCAGUGAAGUCAGAGACAUUAAGCCACUUUACUGUAAUGGCUACCAGUCUGCUAAGAAUCACACAGUCGAUUACAAUGAAGAAGAUUCUGAAUGUCAGGGAAAAGCGAAGAAACUGCAUAGACCUUCGAAUCACAUUCUGUACUUGAAUUGCCAGAAAGCUCUUGUUGUGGGAACAGAGACCAAGGAAGGACAAAUGUACCACGAGUCGUUUGUAAAGGAAUUUAAACAGAGCCCUUUAAAUACUAGACAUAAGCGAUAUCAAGAUAUCAAAUUAAUACGGAGCACGUCAGUAUGUUUGCCUUCAUUCAGGCAUUCAGAGUGCCAAGUAAAUGAUAAUGGGGAGAUCGAUAGGGAGAAUGAAUAUGAACAAAGCAAGCGGCCCAUCUUUCAAAGAAGCCACUCGCUUGAAGUUCCCUGCCGGCUGGUCUCCAGUUACCAUUCAAGACUGAAAAAUUACUGUUCAAAAGUUGGGAACUCUCAACUACACAUUCAUGUAGCUCCAAGAUCAGAACAGAAUUUUUUUAUAUCAGAGGAGAAAAUAACUGGUAACUACAAAAAGGAAAAUAAUUCAACUAUUUGGGGACAAGAGCAUAAGACCAGGGAUGAUUUUCUGGGCCUGGUGGAUAUUCCUCUUCAUCAUAUACCGACGGAAAAUCCGAACUUAGACAGACCAUAUACAUUCAAGGAUUUUAUUCUCCAUCCCAGAAGUCAUAAAUCCAGGGUUAAAGGCCAUCUUCGAUUAAAGAUGACCUAUUUGCCUAAAAGUAAUGCCUCUGAAGAUGAUGCUACAGAGCCAAGUGAUGAUUUGGAGCCAGGCUGGGAAAUUCUGGACCAACAGGACAUGACUGUCCACAAUCAACCGCCCCCUGCGUUGCCUAGUGGCUGGGAAGAGAAGCAGGAUAAUCUGGGGAGAACUUAUUUCGUCAAUCACGAAACUAGAACAACCCAAUGGAUUCGACCGAGUUCUCAGGAUUGUGCAUCUGACAUGAAUCAUUGUCGAAACAACAUCCAGCUGGAGGCUCAGCGUAUCUACAGUACACGCAGACAGAUUUCAGAAGAAACAGACACUUCUGAAAAUAGAGAUUUUCCAGAUGGCUGGGAAUUGAUCACCGAAGAUGAAUCUCAAUUUGGCAGCUCUAAUCCGCAGUCACCACCACCUCCCCAUACGCCUACCGGACAAAAUGUAAGCUUUGACUUGCAAAAUCAACUUGCAGAAGAACUUAGUCGGCGAUUCCAGGCUACUGGGUGUACAGAUCGCCGCAGCUCCAGCUCAAGUCAUUCCAGUAGGCGAGGGAGUUCACAGACUACUCUGGAAGAACAGCCAGUGCUGCCUGUUAUUUUACCCACUUCUAUGGGGUUGCCGCCUGGUUGGGAAGAAAAGAAGGAUGACAAAGGAAGAACUUACUUUGUCAAUCACAAUAACCGGACCACAAGUUGGACAAGACCCGUGAUGCAGACCACCAAAGAAGCAGUGCAGCCUAAUCCCAGUCGGAACCCCACAGUCUAUGUUCCUCAGUCAACAUCCCCUCCGAAUGCUCCAGAAUAUUCCCCAAACCAUCAACGUAAAUACGAGCCGGGCUUUCUCCCUCCUGGAUGGGAGAUCCGCUCUGUAACCAAUGGUAGACCGUUCUUCAUUGACCACAACACCAAAAGCACAACAUGGGUAAGGAGAGUUCUUGUUGGUACAGCAGAUUACAAAGGAACCAAGGAGGAUCCAAGAUUGAAGAUUCCAGUUCAUGUCCGGCAACGUCCACCUUUAGAUCCUUCAGAUCUUGGACCACUUCCUCCUGGUUGGGAGGAGCGUGUACACUCUGAUGGCCGCAUUUUCUAUAUAGACCACAAUACCAAAGCCACCCAGUGGGAAGACCCUCGCUUACAGAAUGUGGCCAUCACUGGACCGGCAGUGCCUUACUCGAGGGAUUACAAACAGAAGUAUGAUUAUUUCAGGAAAAAGUUGCGGAAGCCGACUGAUGGUCCAAAUCGGUUUGAACUGAAGCUGCGUCGUAACACAAUCUUGGAAGACUCUUACAGAAAAAUAAUAUCUGUAAAGCGAGUAGAAUUCCUUAAAGCCAGACUCUGGAUUGAGUUUGAUUCUGAAAAAGGAUUGGAUUAUGGUGGUGUUGCCAGGGAAUGGUUUUUUCUCCUUUCCAAAGAGAUGUUCAAUCCAUAUUAUGGGUUGUUCGAAUAUUCUGCCACGGACAAUUAUACCUUACAGAUAAACCCAAACUCUGGACUAUGCAAUGAGGAGCAUGUAUCUUACUUUAAAUUCAUCGGGCGUGUAGCUGGAAUGGCAGUAUUUCAUGGGAAAUUGUUAGAUGGAUUUUUUAUCCGACCCUUGUACAAGAUGAUGCUUCAGAAACCAAUAACAUUGCAAGAUAUGGAGUCGGUGGACAGCGAGUAUUAUAAUUCACUGAUGUGGAUUCUUGAAAAUGAUCCAACGGAUUUGGAUCUUCGGUUCGUGGUUGAUGAAGAGCUGUUUGGUCAGACUCAACAGCAUGAACUGAAACCUGAUGGAUCAGAAAUAUUGGUUACAAACAAAAACAAGAAAGAGUAUAUUCACCUUGUGAUGCAGUGGAGGUUUGUCAAUCGAAUCCAGGAGCAAAUGAAUGCUUUUAAAGAGGGUUUCUUUGAACUGAUCCCACAAGAUCUCAUAAAAAUAUUUGAUGAGAAUGAAUUGGAGCUGUUGAUGUGUGGACUUGGAGAUGUGGAUGUGAAUGACUGGAGGGAGAACACAAAGUACAAAAAUGGCUACAAUGCGAACCAUCCCGUCAUGCAGUGGUUUUGGAAGACUGUGCUGUUGAUGGAUUCAGAAAAACGCAUUAGAUUCCUGCAAUUUGUGACUGGUACUUCACGAGUGCCCAUGAAUGGAUUUGCUGAACUGUAUGGAUCGAAUGGACCACAGCUAUUUACCAUUGAGCAGUGGGGAACACCUGAAAAAUUACCAAGAGCGCAUACAUGUUUCAAUCGCCUGGACCUGCCGCCUUAUGAAUCAUUUGAGGAACUACGAGAGAAACUUAACCUGGCGAUAGAGAACACUGAGGGCUUUGACGGCGUGGACUGAAUGACCACAGCUGGUGGAUGUAGCUUGGUCACAUAAUGCAACAAAUGUACUGCAGUACAAAUCCAAUUAUCUAGCAAUGGAACUACCAGGUUAAUUCACGUAUGCAGGAAAAUAUGUCUUAUUGUUAAGCUAAUAAAUAACUAACAGACUAAGUAUUCAGCAAGCAUUUACAUUUCCCUGAAAUGUUUGUCUUUGAAGUUAUGAUUUUUAUGUUUUAUUUUGUUAACUGUUGAAUAUUGCUUUGACAUGCGUAACUGUGGCGAUACAGUUAGUAUAGUUUGUUUUUUUAACUCCCAAUCACUUCAGUGACCUCAUGAUCUUGAUGCUGUACAGCGCUCAUGAAGAUUCAAUAAUCUGUGCCACUGUCAGCCAGUGCUGUGCAGUAACAUGUACCGCUUCCCCAGCCUCUGCUACCAUGGUUGCAGUGUUCAGUCACUAUAAUUUGGGUCACCAGUGCCCAAAUGCAACUUGGUAACCUUGUAGUUUUUAGCUAACGUAUGUAGCAUAACUGUUAAGUUUGCCCAACGAUGAUUUUGUGUAGGUUAAAAAUUGCUGACCUUGUACAGCUUAACUCUAAAAAUAAAUGGGCAAAUUACUGUGAAAAUUGAAGGUAAACCUGGAGUCUGAAGGGAGAUUGGAUAUAUGGAGAUCUAGUGCCAAAUUUAGGUUUUAGAAUGUAAUUUGGUCGCAAGCAGCAAACUGUUGUUUACUUCUGAAAUCUUUUUUGAUCUUUUGAUAACACCUUCAGAAAAUGUGAUUAUGAUGAAUAUGACUAUAAUUAUUGAUGCUUUCUGAAACAAUCUUGUAUUUUCCACUUUACCUCAAUCUUGUUUCUUGAGGAUUCCAGAUGCUGUACUUAAUACUUAACAGAUGUUGGUUGCAGAAUUUGCGCUUGUCAGCUUACUUAAUUAUGGUGGCUUGUCUAUUGGUAUGCAGAGGGAGGACAGAGGCUGCUGAGGAUGUUGUCAAUGUGCUAUGUUUACAUGGUGGAACACACUAUACACUAAAUUCCCCCCCCCCCCCCCCUCGUUAGUGUUCUUUUAAAAACUUUUCUUUAGGAUUCCAACAAGUUGAAAAAUCUAAAUUGUUACCCGAAUUAAAACAAUAUUCUGUGUGGCCUUUUUGCGGAGCAAGUUACAGCUUGCGAAUUGGACCUUGUCCAAAAAAAGGGGUGACCUAUAUUUCUGAUGAAACAAAAUAUGCUUGACGUUUUCUGAGUUUUUAAAAAAAAGCAUGAAGCAUAAAGCCUGUCAUGGAUAAAAACAAUUAAGUCCUCAUCUCUGGAUAAACAAGUACUGAUUUAUAGCAGAACAGAAAUUGCAAGACUGAACUUGAAUUUUUGUAGAUGGAUUAAAGUGUCCAUAUCAAGCUGAUUACAGCUGAUGCAGGCAAUCAGAAUUCUUAAGAAAUGGUGAUUUAACCACAAAUAUUGUCAAAGAUGUAUUUUCAUUUCAGGAUGCAGAAUUGAUUUGAAUAUUGUAACAAUUGGACUUUAUGCAAGUGAGUUUUUCAUACCGUAAAACAAAUGAUUAUUAAAGUUACCCUUCAAUUAUAGUUUAUUAGACAUUUAUUUCCAGUUGUGUGUAUAUAUUACAAAGCAUAGUGAUUCCAAAUUGUACAUCUACCUUAAAUUAUAUUUGUGUUCUGCACAAUAUAUAUUCACUUCAGAUUUGUAAAUAUCUUACGGAAAUAAUCCACUAACUUUUAUAGUUAUAUUAAAAAAGAUGAUGCAUGCGUUAUUAUCUUUCAUAUUUAAGGUUGUAUUUUAGAAUAGAAUCUGAAACAAGAAAGGAGUGGAUGGAAACUAUUUUGUAAAUACAUUGUGCACUUACAAUGAAAUGAAUUAAAUUCAGCUGGAAAAUUGAUUUUGUGCACCACACUGGGGAAGCUGAUGUAUGUACAGUCUAUUUAUAAUAAAACACUGUUUUCAUGGAAA
This is a messenger RNA of Amblyraja radiata (thorny skate), 6480 nucleotides long. It is a transcript of the gene nedd4a, whose product is annotated as NEDD4 E3 ubiquitin protein ligase a. Bases 798 to 4544 code for a protein of 1248 amino acids. Gene Ontology annotation, molecular function: ubiquitin protein ligase activity; protein binding; sodium channel inhibitor activity. Lineage: Eukaryota; Metazoa; Chordata; Chondrichthyes; Rajiformes; Rajidae. The transcript has 25 exons. Gene Ontology annotation, biological process: regulation of dendrite morphogenesis; ubiquitin-dependent protein catabolic process; neuromuscular junction development. Gene Ontology annotation, cellular component: cytoplasm. The record is from RefSeq and is a predicted model, not a curated record.